AUGAGUACAGACGCACAAGUUCUUGCCAAGCCGACUUCGAGCCUUUGCUGCUUGAACGGCUCCAUUCAUGAGGGCCAGCCCAAGGGCGAGAUCUUGUCGAUCGAAGGUGUCGACUCCUAUAUUGCCAAGCCAGGGGAUGGCAAAGACAGUGGAAAUAUAAUAAUUUACUCUCCCGACGUCAACGGCUUUUAUAACAACGCCUUUCUCAUCAUGGAUGUUAUGGCUGAGCUUUCGGAGUGCCUGGUCCUGGGGAUCGAUUAUUUCAAAGGAUUCGACCCUUGGAAAUGGCAACAGGACCAUACUGACAAUCCCUCUCAAGAUGCCGUUUCCAUAGAGAUUACUCCAAAAUGGAUGAAAACCGUUCAUUCCAAGUAUGGCCGGAAAGGUCAGGCUAAGUUCGCUUGCUUCGGUUACUGCUGGGGAGCACCUUUUGUUUGCGAUCAACUCUCUGAGAGAGGCAUCUGUGUCGCCCGCGCUUUCGCCCAUCAUGCCAAUCUCAAUGACGCAAACUUUUCUGAUCUGACAAAGCCACUAUUGAUGUCACUCGCACAGAAAGAUGCAGUGUUCAAACGCGAUCAGCGCAAUGAAGUUGUGAAGAUUAUGGAAGACUGUGACAAAACAUUCCACGUCCAACUGUUCUCCAAAAUCAGCCACGGCUUUGCGGUGCAAAUAGGGAGCCUGCUAAUAAGCGUUCGCAGAUGGGUCAAGGAAAAAUCUUUGCAGGCUAUAGGACAACGGUUAAGCUAUUACUUGGCGGAAUCAAUUGAAAGUUCUGUAUCAUGA
Messenger RNA from Zasmidium cellare ATCC 36951, 783 nucleotides. RefSeq lists its product as uncharacterized. Gene Ontology annotation, molecular function: hydrolase activity. The record is from RefSeq and is a predicted model, not a curated record. The transcript is spliced from 6 exons. NCBI's taxonomy places the organism in Eukaryota, Fungi, Ascomycota, Dothideomycetes, Mycosphaerellales, Mycosphaerellaceae. The coding region runs from base 1 to 783 and encodes 260 amino acids.